GAGGAGAGCUUCCACUCUGAUGUCAUUCAUUGGUAAAUUACAGGUUUGACACUCCACCAUCACCACCACCACCACCCGAUUCGCGCGGCCCCGGGCGAGCGCACGUGUACGAACGACGCGAGCCCUAGCACCCGCCCACCCCGCUGGCGAAUGGUUCCCAGAUCGCGCGCGCCAGCCGCGGUUGCGACGCGGGGCCGUGGUGAUUUGGCCGAAUCCGGUGGAAUUCGCCGCCGCGUGGGGUCGGGUGAGUUCCGUCGGGUUCCGUGUGGGGCUGGUGGGACGGGGGUCGGGCGGCCGAAAAUGGCCCCGGGGGUGGUUCUAGGGUUAGGUUUUGCUGCUUUGGCGUGAGGGCAUGGCGGAGGGGAGGCGGAUGAAGGGCGUGGAGGGUGGCGCCGGCGGGGGUGACGGGGAGCAGAGGGAUGAAGACACGCGGGAGGAGCUGGAGCUCGCGCUGUCUUUGGGGCGGCGGGGCUGGCACCUGCCGCCGCGGCAGGAGCCCGCGCCCCGCUCUCUGAACUGGACGGUGGCAUUUUCGGAGUGGAAUCCUGAUGCCGCCGGGAGCUCGCGUUCCGCGGAGAGUGUUCUGGGCCCGCAACCCGUUCCAUCGGUCCGGCUAGGUGGCAUGCUGGAGCGCGUCAUCCUAGAGGGCCCCCAUGCAGGUGGCAGUGCAGAGGCUGGGUGGGAGGACGCGGACGAAGAGGAUGGAGACAGAGACCUGCUGAAUAAGCGGCUUAUAGUACGCAGCUUUGGCGAGGAUAGCCCACAACAUUCUGGUGCCAAUGCUAGCUCUUUUGGCUCCGAAUCACCAUUUUUGCCCGUUUCUCGUGAGCGUGUUCAUUUCAAUCUGUCACGUUGCCCAGAACAUGAAUUGGAAUUUGGCCUGUCACUUUUCCCAAAGGAUGAUGGUAAUGAGAGUUCAAGGGAUGCGAAGAAUGAGAGAGUUAAUCACGCAGAAAAAUCAGGUGGAAGAAAUUCUGAAGAUGUUGGAAUAAGAAUGGAUCUCUCUGAUGAUCUCCUGCACCUGAUUUUCUCUUUUUUGUGUCAGAAGGAUUUAUGCAGAGCAGGUGUUGCCUGCAAACAGUGGCGAUCUGCUAGUAUGCAUGAGGAUUUUUGGAGGUGUUUGAAGUUUGAGAACACCAGGAUAUCUCUGCAGAACUUUGUUGAUAUUUGCCAUCGUUACCAGAAUGUUACAGACCUCAAUUUGUCUGGUAUCAUAAAUGCAGAGGCACUAGUGUUGGAAGCAAUAAUGUUCUUAAGGCAUCUGAAGACGCUAACAAUGGGCAAAGGACAACUGGGAGAAGCGUUUUUUCAAGCUUUGGCUGAGUGCCCAUUAUUGACUACUUUAGCAGUCAGUGAUGCAUCUCUUGGGAGUGGCAUUCAAGAAGUAACUGUUAAUCAUGAUGGAUUGCGCAAACUUCACAUUUUGAAGUGCCGUGCACUCAGAAUAUCUGUCAGAUGUUCCCAACUUCAAAUACUGUCUUUGAAGCGAACUGGCAUGGCUCAUGUGUCGCUCAACUGUCCUCAGUUGCUUGAAUUGGACUUCCAGUCCUGCCAUAAGCUUUCUGACAAUGCAAUCCGUCAAGCUGCUACGGCUUGUCCACUGUUGGCGAAACUAGAUAUGUCAUCUUGCUCUUGUGUUACUGAUGAGACACUGCGUGAAAUAGCUAGUUCAUGUCCAAAUCUUUCUGUUCUUGAUGCAUCCAACUGCCCUAACAUUUCAUUUGAGUCGGUGAGGCUUCCAACGUUGAUAGACUUGAAACUACUAAGUUGCGAAGGAAUCACAUCUGCUUCCAUGGCCGCAAUAUCUUGCAGUCGUCUGCUUGAGGCGUUAAAACUCGAUAAUUGCAGUCUGUUGACAUCAUUGUCUUUGGAUUUGCCACAUCUUAGGAAUAUAAGUCUUGUACACUUACGCAAGUUUGCUGAUUUGAAUUUGCGAAGCCCUGUUCUUUCUUACAUCAAAGUUUCCAGAUGUUCGGCGCUUCAUCGUGCUAGCAUAACAUCAAGUGCUCUUCAGAAAUUGGUGCUUCAAAAACAAGAGAGCCUAUCUAGCUUGUCAUUGCAAUGUCACAACUUGAUUGAUGUGGAUCUUAGUGACUGUGAGUCAUUAACAAAUGCAAUUUGCGAAGUUUUCAGUGAUGGAGGUGGCUGCCCUAUGCUCAGAUCAUUGAUUCUUGACAAUUGUGAGAGUUUGAGCAUGGUGGAACUAAAUAGUAGUUCUUUGGUUGGUCUCUCUCUUGCUGGUUGCUGUUCGAUGACAUUCCUGAGACUCUUGUGCCCAAAUCUGCAAAAUGUGAAUCUUGAUGGCUGUGAUCAUCUUGAGAGUGCGUCAUUGUGUCCGGUUGGCCUUGAAACCCUAAAUCUUGGAAUUUGUCCAAAAUUGAAUGUUCUACACAUCGAGUCCCCAAAUAUGUCUAUAUUGGAGCUGAAGGGUUGUGGUGUGCUUUCCCAGGCUUCCAUCAAUUGCCCUAGCUUGACAUCUUUAGAUGCUUCUUUCUGCAGACAGCUUGUGGAUGAUUCACUGACUUGUACGGCAGAGGCAUGCCCUCUUAUCGAGCAUCUCAUCCUGUCCUCGUGUCUCUCUGUUGGCAUUGAUGGAUUGUCUUCCUUGCAUUGCCUUCAUAAAUUGACCUUGCUUGACCUGUCGUACACAUUUUUGAUCAAUUUGAAGCCUGUUUUUGACAGUUGUCCACAGUUAAAGAUCUUAAAACUUUCAGCCUGCAAGUAUCUGAGUGACUCAUCAUUAGAUGCCCUCUACAGAGAGGGUGCUCUUCCGAUGCUUGUUGAGCUAGAUCUGUCCUACUCAUCCAUCGGACAGACUGCAAUAGAAGGUCUUCUUGCAUGCUGUACAAAUUUGGUUAAUGUGAACUUAAACGGAUGUACAAACUUGCAAGAAUUAGUGUGUGGAUCAGAUGAUUGCAGUCCUGUUGAUAUACCAGUUGACCUUUGCCCUCCUGAUUCUGCACCAGUCAAGAGUGAAGAGAUCAGUGAGCGAUCUGGUUGUCUGCUUGAAGUUCUCAACUGUACUGGAUGUCCAAAUAUUAAGAAAGUUGUUAUUCCUUCAAUGGCAAACUAUCUACAUUUGUCCAAAAUCAAUCUUAAUCUGUCAACAAACUUGAAGGAAGUGGAUUUAACAUGCUCCAAUCUGUACACAUUAAACUUGAGCAACUGUAGCUCACUGGAGGUUCUGAAGCUUGAUUGCCCAAGAUUAACCAACCUCCAGCUUCUGGCAUGCACCAUGUUGCAAGAGGAGGAGCUAGAAUCUGCAAUAUCCCUCUGUAGCACGUUGGAGAUCCUCAAUGUACACUCUUGCCCAAAGAUCAAUGCGCUGGAUUUUGGCAGGCUCCAUGCGGUUUGUCCGCAUCCAGAGCAGUCUCAUCGCAUAAUCUGAAGGCUGCUGCGUUCUAAAUGAGUGCUUGUCAUGCGACAACCUUAGUUAUAUGUCGUCCCUUAUGGACAGGAGUAAUUCUAGUUCAGAUUUGAAAUAACCCCCCCAAAAAAAGCCUUUCAUGGCACUCUUGUACGUAGUACUACAGCAUCGCUAAUAUAUUGCAUGGCAGUGUAUAAUAGGAGCCAGGGUGCAAUGUGAGCAUAUUUCUCCACUUGAUUCUUGUGAGGCAAUAAGUAUCUUAGCUGGAUCUGGAUCAGCGUUGGAACAUGGAACCUUUUAUGCUUGUUUGUUUGUCUGUUGUAUUCCUGGUAAGUGCACCGGUGUAGCAAGCAGAUCUGUACUACUAUGGUUUAUAUGCGUUAAUAAUUGUCUUGCUUGGAUCUGAAUCAGAAAUUACUGGA
This is a messenger RNA of Phragmites australis (common reed), 3789 nucleotides long. Its product is annotated as F-box/LRR-repeat protein 15-like. The transcript has 17 exons. Lineage: Eukaryota; Viridiplantae; Streptophyta; Magnoliopsida; Poales; Poaceae. Gene Ontology annotation, molecular function: protein binding. Bases 353 to 3388 code for a protein of 1011 amino acids. The record is from RefSeq and is a predicted model, not a curated record.